Messenger RNA from Brettanomyces nanus, 2493 nucleotides. RefSeq lists its product as uncharacterized. The coding region runs from base 1 to 2493 and encodes 830 amino acids. The transcript has a single exon. Gene Ontology annotation, cellular component: cytoplasm; NatA complex. The record is from RefSeq and is a predicted model, not a curated record. Gene Ontology annotation, molecular function: protein binding; protein-N-terminal amino-acid acetyltransferase activity. Gene Ontology annotation, biological process: N-terminal peptidyl-methionine acetylation. NCBI's taxonomy places the organism in Eukaryota, Fungi, Ascomycota, Pichiomycetes, Pichiales, Pichiaceae.
AUGACUGCUGCGAACCUGUUUGCUAACAAGGACGACAAUCACUUUAGGGAAGCCCUUCGUUUAUAUGAAGCCAAGCAAUACAAGAAAACUGUCAAGACCCUUGAUGGCAUCCUUAAACGGAAUCCUCAGCACUAUGAAUCCUUCUCUUUGAAGGGUCUGGCCUUAUAUUACUCCAAUCUACCUGAGAAAGGCCAAGCUCUCGAGUAUAUCAACAAAGGUAUUUCCAAAGGUUCGACCGAUCCGGUAGUUUGCCAUAUUACUGGUUUGUAUUAUCGAGCUGUUAAGAAUUACAAGGAAGCUGCCAAGUGGUAUGAUGCUGCCAUGAAGAACAACUCUUCUAACAAAGGUAUUUUGCGCGAUUUGAGUUCUUGUCUCACGCAGAUUCGUGAUUACAAGCACUUAGUCACACCUCGUCUGGGUUACUUAGAAGAUCAGCCCGCUUACAGGGCCAAUUGGACUGCUGCUGCUGUGGCUCACUAUUUGAAUGGUCAGUAUAAGAAUGCAGAAAAUGUUCUUACUAAGAUUGAGGAAUUGAUCUCCGACCAUCUAGCGGAUGCUGAUAUGUUUGAGCAUUCUGAGUGUCUUCUCUUCAAGAACAGAAUCAUAUAUGCUUCUGGUGAUGUUGAAAGGGCCUAUGAUCAUCUUUUGGUUCUCGAAAAAGAAGGUCAGGUUGGUGACGGCUUGAAAUUACAGGAAUACAAGGCACAGUAUUUGGAGGAACUUGGAAAGCCGGAGCAAGCUUCGUUUGUCUACAGAAAAUUGCUUCAGCGUAACUCUGAUAAUGUCAGCUAUUAUUAUUCGUUGGAGAGAUGUCUUGGUACAGACAAGAUGUCCGUUUCUGUUCGUCUUGCAUUGUACGAGAAGUUAUCUAAGUUUUAUCCACGUGCAGAUCCUCCUCAAUUUAUUCCUUUAUUGUUCUUGAAGGGAGAGAUGUUCGCUAAAAAAGCCGAGCAGUACAUAUUAGGUCAACUUAGAAGAGGUGUUCCGGCAACAUUUGUUAACGUUAAGCCCUUGUACAAGAGAAAAUCCAAUCAAGAAGUUCUUUACAAGAUUGUCAGGAAGUUCUAUGAUGGAGAAUCCAAGGAAAAUCCGCUAACUCGCUGUUGGACCGGUUACUAUUUGGCUCAACACUACUACAGGUUGAGGGAGUAUUCAAAGGCAUUAGAGAUGAUAGAGGAGGUUAUUUGCACCACGCCUACAUUGGUUGAACUUUAUAUUGUGAAAGCACGGAUUUUCAAGCGACUCAACAAGCUUGAAUUGGCUGCUGAUACUAUGGAUAAAGCCCGUAGACUCGAUUUGCAGGAUAGAUUUGUCAACUGUAAAGCCACCAAGUAUUUCUUACGUGCCGACAAGGUCAGCAAGGCUGUCGAUACUGUGUCCCUCUUCACUAGGAAUGAAGGGACUCCUAACGGUGUUCAGGACUUGCACAUGAUGCAGUGUGUUUGGUUCCUAACAGAGAGUGCCGAGGCAUACUUCCGUCUAUACAAGUUGGACUUGAAGGAAUGGCAAGAAAAGUAUUACAAAGAAGGAUCUGAAGAGAAUCCUGACCAUAUCUAUCUUCUUGCUCGUGAAAACUUUAGGAAGAAAUUAAUUCGUACUUUGGGACUUGCCAUUAAGAGAUACCGGGCCGUUAUUAAAGUCUUUGAAGAGUAUGAAGAUGAUCAGUUUGACUUCCAUCACUACAGUAUGCGUAAAGGUACUCCCCGUACGUAUCUAAAUAUGUUACAUUGGGAAGACGAACUCUAUCACCAACCGUUAUUCCUUAGAAGUGCUGUUGGUAUCACCAAGUUGUACAUGGAGGUAUUGGGACAUAAGGAUUUGUACCAGAAACUUCUUUGCGCCCCGGAUCAUAAUCUUAACAAAACUAAAAAGGAGAAAAAGGACGAGGUCAAGAAACAUGAAGAGUUAGUUGAGUAUUCUAGGGGAUAUGCGAAAGACCAAGAUGUAUUUGGCGAAUCGACACUCAAAGCGUAUGCCGGUAUUCCAGAGAAGACCAAAAACGGGACUGUUGUUGAUGUGAUUGAUACUACGGCAGAGUUGAUGAAACUUGCAUCCAGAGUGGACAAAGAGACCUCUGUUGAUGGACUCUAUGUUGUGUUCCGGGUGAAUCAAUACCUCAGAAAGUAUGUUCUUGGCUUGCAAGCCUUGAAUAGAAUCUAUUCGUUUGACCGGAAUAAUCACAACGUCGGUUACAUGUAUCUUCAGCUACUUAAGGAUAUGAAGGGUGAUGAUACACAGGAUGCCAUCAAAAGGAUCCUGCAGAUUGGUCUCAAGAAGAACUUUGCGGACCUUUUAGAGAUGGAUGAAGAUGAAUCCUUGGCACGUAAGUUGGUGGAAAAUUAUUUCCAGAAGGAUAAUUUGAAUACAGCCAUCAGUGUUGUUGAGGCACAACGAGUUGAGGCUUCGAAAGUGUUCGAAGCUAGAUUGAUGGAUCUUAAGGAGCAAUUAGAUCCCUAUUCGUGUGGUUUGCUUGAAUAUGAGCAAAUCAAUUAG